AUGGAGGAUUCAGGGGCGAUUCUCUGCCAAAUCUCUUCACUCAAGGACAUGCUCGACCAGGUAAAUGAAGAAAUCGAAGCGAACAUUCAGAUUACUCGAGAGAUAGAAUCGGAAAUUGUCAAAUGCUCCGAAAUCGAGAAUACUUUGGAGUCUAGAGAAUCGGAGUUGACAAAGAUGGCUUACAUGUUAGAGUUCGAGAUCGACGGAUUGAAAGCGGUCACUGCUGAUUCAAGAACCUCAGUGAAACUGUUGGGGGAGGAGUUACACUGUCUGCAAAUGAAGUGGGAUAAGACCCUCACAAGAACAAACAGAAAGAGGGAUGUGUUCACCAUGUUGUGCCUAGAUUUUCAGAAGGACAUUGAAAAGGGAGAAAAUGACGAAUUGGCUACUUUGUUAUCAGAGAAAGACUUUCUUGAAGAUGAAAUUCAUCUUUGGAGUAAGAAAAAUAAUGCUUUACAAAAUUCAAUGGUGGCAUUUGUGGAGGAGAUUCUUGAAGAUCUUCAUAGUUCUAAUUCUGCUUUGGAUGUUGAGGUACAGAGUAAAAAGCUAGAAAAUGAGAAAUUGCUCAAGGAGAUUGAUGAGUUGAAGACUACAUUGCUUUCAGCACUUUCUGCCUGAUGAUUGGACAA
Messenger RNA from Ilex paraguariensis (yerba mate), 629 nucleotides. Lineage: Eukaryota; Viridiplantae; Streptophyta; Magnoliopsida; Aquifoliales; Aquifoliaceae. The record is from the annotation of a GenBank genome assembly.